UCUUAGUUCAGCUACCACGUUUUAUGAUUUAUUUGAUAUUUUUAGCCAGAAGGAUUUUGGAGAGAAGACAGAGGCAUGACGAUGUUAACAACAUGCAUGGUUGGUUCCGAAAACUCUUGAAAUCAAGAAUAUCGUCGGCAUCCCAAAAUGAAGAAAAAGCUAGCAAGACAUUAACAUCAUUUUCAUAUACAUCAACAUCAUUGUCAUCAUCAUCAUCUGAACCCCAAAAUCCGCCGUCUGCUCUGAGCUCACACCUGAGAUGGAGACGAAAAUAUGACUUGCUCGUGUGCCACAGUCUCGCCGACAGUGACAUUGAGGAGGCCAAGGACCUGGUCUCUUUCCUGGAGGCUUCGCCACGCAGCCUCAGGUGUUUCCUCUGGCAAAGGGACACCUGUCCAGGGAGUCCAAUUUUCACAGAAUUCUGCCAGGCUAUGCAGGAGAGCCACUUGCAGGCUCUGCUCAUCACUCCUGAUUUCCUGCAGGAAGAGUGGUGCAUGUACAUGAUGCACCAGGCUCUGGCGGAGGGGCCCAUGUCCAAGCGACUGAUUCCUCUGAUACAGAACCUAUCCCACGAUAAGUACCCUCAGGAAAUCAAGUUCUUCUUCUACAUUAACCUGAGCAGGAACAUUGACCAAGGAUAUAGUCUCAUCAACAGCACGGUGCUCAACUACCUAGAAGACCAGGUUAAAAAUGAGAGGACACAGGACUCCAAUGUGGACAGCUCUCACAACGGACUGAGCUGGGAGGGCAGCUCACAAGGAGACGAGCUGAUCUCAAACAACGAGCCUACUGAGACUUCACUCUGAAAGUGACGCAGAAAAGAAUUGACAGAUUUAAUGAUGUUGGCUGAAAUAAUCCUCAACAGUAAUUUAAGCACACGAUGAAGGACAAGAGGCUCAGAGUGAUAGAAAACACUGCUGCUGUUGGCUUUAGUUGUGUCUUAAUCACAUCGUGUUAAGGAAAGU
Molecule: messenger RNA, 965 nt
Organism: Limanda limanda (common dab)
Lineage: Eukaryota; Metazoa; Chordata; Actinopteri; Pleuronectiformes; Pleuronectidae
Product: toll/interleukin-1 receptor domain-containing adapter protein-like
Exons: 3
Coding region: 24-806 (260 amino acids)
Biological process (GO): signal transduction
Source: RefSeq, a predicted model, not a curated record